AUGAAAAUUUCCGAAACCAAGGCUGACGGUUAUCUGAAACUAAUGGCUAAAACCACGUAUGAGGAGGCUGUAUCUACUGGCCAUAUGGCAUUCAUGGCUGAACAAGACGAGCACUGUGAAGAUUUGUUCCAACUGAAGUUGGGUGCUAUUCCAAGCAAGGCCAAAGUGACUGUGAGAAUAAAGUACGUUGGACUGAUCGAUGCCGAAAAUACGGAAUGCGAUGGGAAGAAACAAUCGAUUGCCCGAUUCACCUUACCCACAGUGUUAAAUCCCCGUUAUCGUCCUCAAGAUAUGAACAAAGGGGAGUUUCAGCCGUUGUCAGAAGAAGGCGGUUUGAAGCCCUAUGUGGCCAAAUUUCACGCAGAAAUCAACAUGCCACUCACGGUUGUCAGUGUCACCUCACCCGUGGAUAAAUUUGAUACGGAAUGGACUUCAUCCGACCAUAAAAUGGCAAAAGUCAAGUUAACCUCGGAAUUAAAAGGUGAUCACGAUUUUCAAAUGAUCAUCCACAUGGAUGGCCACCUGAGUACGUUUGCUGUAUGUGAACAUGGACACACGGAGGCGAGUAACAUCCUGGGGAUGGACUGUUUGAUGACUCAAUGGAUGCCGGAUUUCUCUCAGUUUCAACAUAAACAGGAAUUGAGAACGGAACUGUUCUUCAUUAUCGAUCGGUCCGGUGAGUUGAUGCAUUUUGGCUGGGUGGCUUCUAAGGGAAAUAUCAUUCCACCCUCAGGAUACUUUACUUUUAUAAGUGUUGGUUCUUCCUGUCACCCGAUAUAA
Echinostoma caproni is the source of this 780-nucleotide messenger RNA. The record is from the annotation of a GenBank genome assembly. NCBI's taxonomy places the organism in Eukaryota, Metazoa, Platyhelminthes, Trematoda, Plagiorchiida, Echinostomatidae.